Molecule: messenger RNA, 622 nt
Organism: Myxocyprinus asiaticus (Chinese sucker)
Lineage: Eukaryota; Metazoa; Chordata; Actinopteri; Cypriniformes; Catostomidae
Product: cysteine-rich protein 1
Exons: 5
Coding region: 138-371 (77 amino acids)
Biological process (GO): regulation of gene expression; intrinsic apoptotic signaling pathway in response to DNA damage
Molecular function (GO): zinc ion binding
Source: RefSeq, a predicted model, not a curated record
GCUAUAAAUAAGGCUGUACAUAAGAUGUGCUGCUCAAUCUAAAGGCGUGGUUGCUUGCAGGUGGACCGCUGCUGUUCUCCAUCGCGACUCUUUACAAGCAAGACUUUUCACCUCCGAGGAACUAAAACAACGCAAACAUGCCUAAAUGCCCCAAGUGCGAAAAGGAAGUGUACUUUGCGGAGAGAGUAUCAUCGCUUGGCAAAGACUGGCAUAGACCCUGUCUGAAGUGCGAGAAAUGCAGCAAGACCCUGUCGCCUGGCUCACACGCAGAGCAUGAUGGGAAGCCCUAUUGUAACAACCCAUGCUACUCUGCACUCUUUGGACCCAAAGGGUUUGGACGUGGUGGCGCUGAGAGCCACACAUUCAAAUAGAACAUUUUAAAGGUUUACACCCUCUAAAAACAUGUUUUCAGAGGCAUGGAUGCCACUAUUUUUAUCCACAUAUUGUUAAACCAAAGAAAAAAUUGACCAAGCCAUGUCAUGUUUUAGAAAAUACUAAUUUGUAUAAUCUGUUUUAAAAUGUUGUCUGCUAGCAGCAUAGAAUAAUGUCAUUGGGGGUUGUUCAAAAACCCUUUUUUCAAUUGAACUGAAUAUUAUAUACAUUAAAUGUAUGUUUGAAACUA